Oncorhynchus nerka (sockeye salmon) is the source of this 1280-nucleotide messenger RNA. RefSeq names its product tumor necrosis factor receptor superfamily member 14-like. The coding region runs from base 1 to 894 and encodes 297 amino acids. The record is from RefSeq and is a predicted model, not a curated record. Gene Ontology annotation, cellular component: external side of plasma membrane. NCBI's taxonomy places the organism in Eukaryota, Metazoa, Chordata, Actinopteri, Salmoniformes, Salmonidae. The transcript is spliced from 7 exons. Gene Ontology annotation, biological process: positive regulation of T cell migration; defense response to Gram-negative bacterium; defense response to Gram-positive bacterium. Gene Ontology annotation, molecular function: protein binding.
AUGGAGGACCUCCCCAGCAGGCACAAGGAGGUUACCAGCCUGGUCCUGGCCACCAAGGAGGUCGUGGAGGAAAUCAACCACAGAGGGAUGUGGUCUGGCCACAAGGAAAUCAGAACACCAACAGUUCCUAUUUCCCUGACAAUCAGCAAUGAAGAGGCCCAGACCCUUUCCUCCAGUGUCCCCAUGAAUAGUUUUGAUUUUGGGAAUUUGUUGACAAUUUUUUCAACUAUUAUAUUGGUGCUUGGAAGCAUUGGAUCCUGUAUUGCAUGUGGUAGAGCCGAGUACAGAAUAGGGGAGGAAUGUUGUCCCUUGUGUUCACCAGGAAAUCGUGUACAUAAGCAUUUUACAAAAUUCACCACUACCUCCUGUGUGUCCUGUAUUGCUUUUACAUUCUUUGAUGAGCCCAAUGGUCUCAUGAAAUGUGCACCAUGUUCCAGAUGUGAUUCAGAUUUGGGUUUGAGGGUGAAACAGCCAUGCACAUCACAAUCAGAUGAUUUUUGUGAGCCACAGGAGGGGUUCUUUUGUUGGUUCUCAAACAAAAAUGGUUGUAAAAUAGCCCAGAAACACAGAAGCUGUAAACCUGGUCAAUACAUCCAUCACACAGGAACAACAUCUACAGAUACUGUGUGUUCUGACUGUACUGGUGAUACCUAUUCAGAUGGAUCAUUAGCAGCCUGCCAGUCACACACUGGAUGUGAAUCGUUGGGACUUCAGGAAAUUAAACCAGGAACUCAUUGGUCGGAUUCAGAGUGUGGAUCACUACUAUCCCAUUCCACAGCUAGAAGCGGAAUUAUUGGUGCCCUGGCAGUUGUCAUUAUAUUAGCUGGAGGGGCUUUCUUUUUAAUAAUGGUCAGAAGAAGGUCCAGAAGGAGCCUUAACAGCUUCUGCUGUUAAGACUGCUGAACAAUUAAUGAAAUGGCCACCCGGACUAUUUACAACCCCCCCCCCCCCCCCCUUUGUUUUUACACUCCUGCUACUCUCUGUUUAUUAUCUAUGCAUAGUCACUUUACUCCUACCUACAUGUACAAAUUACCUCAAAUAACCUGUACCCCCACACACUGACUCGGUACUGGUACCCCCUGUAUAUAUUGGGGCGGCAGCGUAGCCUAGUGGUUAGAGCAUUGGACUAGUAACCAAAAGGUUGAAAGUUGAAGUCCCCGAGCUGACAAGGUACAAAUCUGUCGCUCUGCCCCUGAACAAGGCUGAUAGAAUUUAGGCUGUCAUUGAAUAUAAGAAUUUGUUCUUUCUUUCUAGUUCAAUAAAGAAAAUAAUUAUUGUUA